CCAAUAACUAGUUUCUUAACUAGUGAUUUUUAUAACUAGUUAUUUUCACAACGUUCUGAAGCAAACGUGAUAAUUGUAACGUAAAAUCGUUUGGUUAGGUAGCAGUAUAACUUAAUUCUUCUUCACGCACACGUAUUGUAAAACCAGUGAUUUUGCGUGAGUAGUGAAAGUAGCCAAACAUCGACGCUAUGCCUAAAACAUAAGAGUGAAUUCGAUUUAACUUUAUGGCGUUGUGAUUAAAAGAGUUAUUGAAGACUGAUGCCUAUUUCGAUCGUUUAAAUGGCGUUAUGAAUAUCACUAGUUUUUGUUGUAGUGGAAAACGAGUGAUCACUGUUCGAGCUCGUAACUGCAUAUAUAACCAGUUAUGGUUAAUAACGCCCAUCGCUAUUCACGAAAUAACAAACAAGACAAACUACAGCAGUAUUGUUUAAUUGAGUUUAAAUUCUUGCUAGAAACUGAGUGCAUUUCACUGGCAACAUGUCAUUACGUACUAAAGUACAUAUAGCGAUAAGUGCAAUUGGUGCACUGUUAGGACUUUCGGCGUUUAUAUGUUUUUGCAUUGUUUAUGCGAAUGUUGAAGCAGGAAUGUGGGCGUUGAUGUCCGGAAUUCAUGCUUCAUUGGCUUUGAUGCUGCAUUGCCACUACCUGAAGGAGUCUCUGCAUGUAAACUUCUCGCGGAAGGCUCUACAGUACAUCGGCGACUUUGGAAUUGUUGGCUUUGUCUCCGGUCUGGCUUUGACACUCUUUUAUUUGUUCCUCGAGAUCUACUACAAGGCUUCGGUGCUGCCGAUCCAAACGAGCAUCAUCAUCAGGCUGGUGUGGUCAUUCAUGAUGAUGAAAUGGGGCUUCCUCCUGUACUCCACAACCAGGACUUACCUCCGCACAUACAAUGACCAUCAGCUCUUCUCUGAAAACCCCAACAUUGAGGAGACGUAAUUUAUUUGAUUAUAUUUAUUCUUUAAUUAUAAUUGUGCAAAUUGGAUGACAGCGACAGUGCGAGCGGCGUGCGCAAGUGGGCCUGAUUCCUGCAGA
Messenger RNA from Pectinophora gossypiella (pink bollworm), 1032 nucleotides. RefSeq names its product heme transporter hrg1-B-like. Gene Ontology annotation, molecular function: heme binding; heme transmembrane transporter activity. Gene Ontology annotation, cellular component: lysosomal membrane; plasma membrane. The record is from RefSeq and is a predicted model, not a curated record. Gene Ontology annotation, biological process: heme transport. The transcript has 3 exons. NCBI's taxonomy places the organism in Eukaryota, Metazoa, Arthropoda, Insecta, Lepidoptera, Gelechiidae. Bases 478 to 936 code for a protein of 152 amino acids.